Setaria italica (foxtail millet) is the source of this 1006-nucleotide messenger RNA. RefSeq lists its product as uncharacterized. NCBI's taxonomy places the organism in Eukaryota, Viridiplantae, Streptophyta, Magnoliopsida, Poales, Poaceae. Bases 225 to 677 code for a protein of 150 amino acids. The record is from RefSeq and is a predicted model, not a curated record. The transcript has 2 exons.
CCCGCUGGCGGCAGGGGUUCUCCCCGCACCACCACCACCACACCACGCCGCCCCGUCCCGUCCCGAGAAAGCAAGCGGACCAGCGCCGCGGCGGCCGAGUCAGCCGUCUUCCUCAAGGAGGAGGAAAGCGCCCCAACCCCAAGCCCAGAGCACGCCGCCCGCCCGCCCGCACACCUAACGAGAGAAGAGAAGAACCCCCUCCCCACCUACCCGAGGAGGACGCCAUGUCUUCGUCGUUGUCGUCGUCGUCGAUGGGGGGCUCCCUCGCGCUCGCGGCCGCCACGGCCGUCGCGUUCUCCGGCUCCCUCGUCAUCUUCUCGCUCUGCCGCGCCCACCACGCCCACGCCGCCGCCGAGCCGGAGGGCUCCACGGACCACGCCCUGCUGCGACCCUGCCUCUCCUCCUCAGAGAAGCGCAGGCGAGGGGGCAAGGCGAAGCGCAGCAGCAAGGCGGAGAAGCGGGUGCGGUUCGCGGCGGACGUCGUCGACAAUGAGGGCGCCCCGCGCCCGACCCGUCACCCCGGGGCCGCCGCUUCGUCGUCGGCGGCCACCUCCACCUGCAGGGGCGCGGCCGCGGCGGCGGAGCCGGACGAGCGGAUGAUGCCGGCCAACCGGGAGGCGCUCUACCGCGGCAUGCUCCGCGACCGCUCCUCCCAUCGGGUCACCUGCUCCUACUGACCGCCGCCGGUCGGCCCACCGCGGCGGCGUUGAAGAGUGUUUGGUAGGCAAGCUGUUGACUCCCCGUUUCAUCCUUCCUUGCAGUUGCGGAUGGAUGCCUGUUAAUAAUAGAUUUCUUAGUUUUUUUUCUUUUUUUUCUCUAUCACCUUGCUUUGUAGAGUCCUUAAGGCUUAAAUUAAUCUUCUGUAACUUUGCGUUCGAGCGAGGAAGCUCUGCUCUGCUCUGUAAAUAUACUGCUUCGAUUUCUUCAGAAGAAGAGGAGAAAAAAGAAAUCGAAGUCAGCAUCUCUUCAAAGUUCUAACACGAGACUCUUGCACGGAUUCGUUUCA